Drosophila guanche is the source of this 1265-nucleotide messenger RNA. RefSeq names its product meiotic recombination protein W68 (gene mei-W68). The record is from RefSeq and is a predicted model, not a curated record. The coding region runs from base 34 to 1008 and encodes 324 amino acids. Lineage: Eukaryota; Metazoa; Arthropoda; Insecta; Diptera; Drosophilidae. Gene Ontology annotation, molecular function: DNA binding; DNA topoisomerase type II (double strand cut, ATP-hydrolyzing) activity; ATP binding. Gene Ontology annotation, biological process: meiotic DNA double-strand break processing; meiotic DNA double-strand break formation; reciprocal meiotic recombination. Gene Ontology annotation, cellular component: nuclear chromosome. The transcript is spliced from 3 exons.
CCGAUCGGAAAUUUUAUUUUAUUGAACCGGAAAAUGAGCGAGGAUGUUGAGGGGAUUGUGGUGCGACUCUUAGCGAGCUUGGUGCUCCACGGCGAUGCCACUUUCAAGGUACCCCGGAAUGAGAACAAAUAUCGCCGAGUUUCGUACAACAAUCGACGGAGUCGCCAUCGCUUCUGUCUGGUGGUCUACAUGCUGGCCAAGAUUCACCGCCUGCAGGUGAACGGCGGCAGCUACACGGUCCGGGGUCUCUACUACGGCGAUACUCAGCUGAUAAGGACGCAGUUGCACAUUUCGGCAGCCCGAUUGGACGUAUGUCGUAUGCUGAACACGUCGCCCACUCGCUUGGGAGUGCUCUCCGCCUCCAAGGGCCUCAUCGCAGGCAACAUACGGAUGCUCAUGACUAACGGAGAUGUCCUGGACUGCAGCGUAUAUAGCGGGGCUAUCACGUUGCCCUCGAACACCGAGCAGGUGGAACGCAUUGUCACCCAGGCGGACCUUGUGCUGGUGGUCGAAAAGGAGUCGGUUUUCGAGAGCCUGCUUGCCCGCGAUGUUUUCAACACUUUUGGUCGUCGCUUCAUCCUGUUGACCGGCAAGGGCUAUCCAGAUUGCCGCACGCGGCGCAUCUUGCAUCGACUUUCCGUAGAGUGCCACCUGCCGGCGUACAUACUCGUCGACGCCGAUCCGUUUGGCAUUGAAAUAAUGCUCGUCUAUCGUCUCGGCUCGCAGUCUAUGAGCUUCACGUCGGGAGAACUAGCUACGCCUACGCUGCGGUGGAUUGGCCUUCACCCCUCCGAAAUACCGACACUCUCCAUCGGUGCGGUUGCCCUUAGCAGUAGGGACAACAAGAAAAUCGAAGACAUACUCGCUCGCGACCACAUUGGAGCCGGAGUGCGACAGGAGCUGCUCUCGCUGCGUCAGAUACAGCAGAAGGCCGAAAUCGAGAGUGUCAUUGACUUCCUAUUCACCGACUACAUUCCAAACAAAAUAAAUCGGAAUUUAUUUCUAUAGAUUCAUGGAAAAUGAAUACCCUACCUACCCGAAAGCUUACUCUGAAAGUGUUCGCAAACAGUAAUAAAGAAAGGAAAAGAAUCAAUCAUGUCAAACCCAUUUUUAACUAUAUUAAAGCCAUCCCAAUAUAAUUAUUAAUUUCCACCUGUAUUUGUACGGACUUAGUUACAGAUUUUUUGCUUAAUCCCAAUGAUCCAUUAGCUCAAUUCAUUCAACUCUUUUGUCAAACGAAAUAAAACUUGUGGCAGAACUCUUAA